GGUUCGGAAGCAUACCCCAAUUUGCUCAAUUUCUUAAAUGUCCCGCAAUUGUAGCCCAAAAAUCGACACAGAACUAUGUUCAACAGCAGCAACAGCAGCAAUAGCAUCUCAAUCCCAGUUUCCGACGACGAUUCCGAUGACUACACCGCAAGGAUGCGAGUCCGAGUCCGGCGAAAGCGGCGGAAAUCAGCAAACAUCCGAUCCAACACUGAGUUAACUCGACGAAUCGUGAGGAAACUCGCCAAGUGGUGGCCUCUCUUGCUGUUCCUCCCUGCUAUGGCGUUGCUUCUUUUCGAAGCUUCUCGACUCGGCCGUAAACCUAUUAUUGACCGGCCGAAUCACGAGAACAACUCGGAUUGGACUCGGGAGAGGUUGAGUUCUCCUAUAGUAGAUGACACGAAUCUGAAUCAUAGUAAACCUGUUUAUCAUAGAGUUGCGGGUGGUGGAAAAGAACGUUGCUUACCAAUCCUAUCUGCUGAAGAUCUUGAGAUUCUGGAUAUCCCUGUGGAACUGAAAGGUUCAAAGGGUCCUGUUAAGAAUUUGAUAUAUGUCUCAGAAGAUAACAACCCUUACGCGGGAGAAAAUUCAACAUUUUCUCAUCACAAAACAAAUGAUGGAAGAUUUAACUUAUUUACAGGGUACCAAUCGUUAGUCCAGAGGGAGAAAAGUUUCAAGGUGACUGAAAAUCCUAUGGUGCAUUGCGGUUUCUACAGUGUAAAUGGAGGAUUUAAAAUUUCGCUCGAGGAUAAAAACUAUUUGCAAACUUGCAAAGUUGUUGUCUCUACUUGUGCAUUUGGCGGUGGGGAUGAUCUUUAUCAACCUAUCGGGAUGUCCAAGGCAUCCCUUCUAAAGGCCUACUUUCAGGUCUGCUAUGUGGCUUUUUGGGAUGACAUCACCGUUGCUACACAAGAAGGGCAGGGACAGAAAAUUGGUGAUAAUCAUUGUAUUGGCAAGUGGCGGAUUGUGGUUAUCAAGAAUCUACCUUUCACAGACCAACGUUUGAAUGGUAAAAUUCCAAAGAUGUUGGGCCAUCGGUUAUUCCCAAAUGCGUUGUAUUCUAUAUGGGUUGAUUCAAAGUCUCAGUUCAGGAGGGAUCCGUUCGGAGUGCUGGAAGCACUGCUCUGGAGAUCAAACUCUGUGCUUGCAAUUUCACAGCAUGGUGCCCGCAGUAGUGUGUAUGAUGAAGCUAAAGCUGUUGUCAAGAAAAACAAGGCAACCCCAGAAGAAGUAGAGGUGCAACUAACCCAGUACCGCCAUGAUGGUCUUCCCGAGGACAAGACAUAUAAUGGAAGAAAAGCCCUAGCCGAAGCUUCCAUCAUUGUUAGGGAGCACUCACCCUUAACUAACUUGUUCAUGUGCAUUUGGUUCAAUGAAGUGGUUCGCUUUACGUCUCGUGAUCAGCUUAGCUUUCCCUAUGUUCUCUGGAGGCUGAAAGUCCUGAAUGAUAUCAACAUGUUCCCUGUUUGCACCCGCAAAGAUCUUGUUAAUAGUAUGGGACACAAACGCAAGGCCAAACCAUUAGUAAUUUGAACUGUACUUGCUAUUCUUUUUUCAAUAUCUUCCUGGAGCCUGAUAGAAGCAGAUUGUUGAUGCAUUUACUGUUGAUAUGUUUCGUCAAACUUGAUCAAAUGGAGUUCAAGGAUAGAUCUGGUGUUCAAUCAUACCUUACAUUUGCUAGCUGCAAUGCCGCUGCAGGAGCUGCGAGCUGUGAGCCGCAGAAUGCAUGAUGAUGCAACGAGACUCAUUCUUUCAAACUUGAACCUUUUUGGUAUCCAUGAAAGUGAUGGAGAAAGUAGGGAAACAAAGAAAUGUGUAAAGAUUUUUUAAUUAAAAUAAAAACAUUGAAAUAUGCUAUUUUUUUUUCCUAAAGAAAUGACUUAGAGAUUAGUUUCUACGGAAUUUUGGGAGGUAACUAGCUAGUGGUAGAUUAUCGUUUUGGGAACGCUUGUAACAACAGAAAGAACGUAUUAUCUAUUCCCUGUUGCUUUUUAUGUUGCAUUGUUUUCCGUCA
Messenger RNA from Spinacia oleracea (spinach), 2011 nucleotides. RefSeq names its product probable hexosyltransferase MUCI70. The transcript is spliced from 6 exons. Bases 76 to 1530 code for a protein of 484 amino acids. NCBI's taxonomy places the organism in Eukaryota, Viridiplantae, Streptophyta, Magnoliopsida, Caryophyllales, Amaranthaceae. The record is from RefSeq and is a predicted model, not a curated record.